Molecule: messenger RNA, 1026 nt
Organism: Penicillium lagena
Lineage: Eukaryota; Fungi; Ascomycota; Eurotiomycetes; Eurotiales; Aspergillaceae
Product: Gfo/Idh/MocA family protein
Exons: 1
Coding region: 1-1026 (341 amino acids)
Biological process (GO): NADPH regeneration
Cellular component (GO): cytoplasm
Molecular function (GO): nucleotide binding; oxidoreductase activity
Source: RefSeq, a predicted model, not a curated record
AUGGUUUUUUUAGCCCAUCUUCCGGCCUUGGUAGAGCACAAGGCCAAUCUUGUCGCCGUUUAUUCACGCUCUGUCUCGUCAGCGCAGUCACUCGUCAGUGCCUCUGCUGCCCUGAAUGUGCCAAUCUCGGGCAUCGAUGUCUAUGCUGAGGAGCUGGCGUCGGAGAAUAGAGGACUUUCGGCAUUGUUGAAGCGCGAGGAUAUUGGUGCCGUCGUCGUUGCUCUUCCGAUCCUUAUCCAGCCAGGUAUCGUCCGCCAGUGUCUGGCAGCCGGAAAACAUGUGCUGUGCGAAAAGCCAUUUGCCAAAAACGUGGAGACGGCGGUGCAGCUGAUUGCCGAUUACGAGAAGGACCACCGUCCUCGCGGUCUAGUGCUGUCCGUGGCUGAGCAAUUUCGCUACGAUCGCGCCUUCACUCGCGCUCGUGAGCUGGUGGCCAGUGGCCGUAUCGGCAAACUGAAUCAUGUCCAUGGCCGCGUCUGGGGCAAUAUCCAGCCCGGCGACAACAAGUGGUACGAGACUGAAUGGCGCAAGAACCCGGAAUACCAGGGUGGAUUUGUUCUUGAUGGCGGGGUGCAUUUUGUGGCAUUGAUCCGUUAUGUCUCAGGGCAGGAGAUUGUCAAGACCCUCAGCAUGUGCCGGCAGACGUAUCCCCAUCUCCCUCCUUUGGAUACCGUCAAUGCAGCAUUGCAGUUUGACAAUGGUGCUUCUGGAUCUCUGAGCAUCUGCUUUGCUUCUUGUAAGGGAACUUUUGAGUUUAUUUUCGUUGGUGACCAGGGAUCCGUGACUGUUUCGGGUGUGGAGAAGAAGGAGGAUUGCCAGCGCAUAGUUCUAGAGAAAGCCGAUGGCACGAAGGAAAUUGAUGAAGCCAUUGUUGGACAGGGGAUCUCAGAAGAAGUCAAGGCCUUCCUUGAUGCCGCAGCAGGAGGGAAACACGACGCAAAGGCAGGAGCUAGGGAGGCAUUGGCCGAUAUUGCUGUCGUUGAGAGUCUCUGCUCGGGAGGAGGGCAAGUGCAGACUCUACUGUGA